AUGCCGUAUGGCGGUCAAGACAACAAUCGCAGCAGUGGCAGCGGCUAUGGUCGAGGCCGGGGCUCUGGUGGCGGGCGCCGUGAGUACGACGACCAGCGCGGCUCCGGCGGUGGCCGCGGCUCCUACGACCGUGGCGGGCGUGGGGGCAGCCUGGACUCUGUGGAUGAGGGCUCUUCCGGCCAGCAGCGUCGCAGCGGCGGAGGCAGCUACCAGGGCAGCCGUGGCGGAGGUGGUGGCUACCGUGGUGGCGGUGGCGGGGGUGGAGAGGGCGGCAGCUAUCGGCAGGGUGAUGGUGGUGGCUACCGUGGCGGCGGGCGCGGCGGUGGCAGCUACCAGGGUGGCGGCCGCGGCUCCCGCGGCGGUGUGGGUGGCGGUGAGGGCCGCUUCCAGCGCGUGCUGAGCCCUGAAGUGGAGGCCGCCAACGCUUCCAUCAGAGCGGCCUCCAGCUGGCGCGAGCUGCAGCGCAUCCUAGAGUCAGCCGGUGGUGGCGGCUCCAGCCUGGACCCAUUCCAGCUGGUGGCCAUGCUGUCGCGUGCUGUGGCGCUUCCGUCUCCCGGCGCCCACGAGCCCGAUGACCUGGCGGAUUAUCAGGGGUUUGUGGCGGGGGUGUACGGCUGGCUGCUGUCCAAGGUGGAGUUGGCGCGCCCCCAGCAGCUGGGCCUGGCGGUGUCGUGUGUGGCGCGGCUUGGGCUGUACAACGCCGAGCUGGUGGGGGCGCUGGUGGCCAAGAGCGAGCGCGAGCUGCACAACUUUGGUGACCAGGACAUCGUGCUGCUGCUGGAGGGCAUGGCCACUCUCGGCUAUGCCCCAGAGCCCAGCUUUGCCGACCAGCUGCUGCGGCGCACCCAGGACCGCCUGCGCACCAUGGAGUCGCGCAACCUGGCGGCGCUGCUGGGUGCGCUGCCGCGCCUGGGGUUGACCCCCAGUCCAGAGUGGACGGCGGCCUACGCCGACGCGGCCCUGGCCACCGUGCGCAACUUCAAUGCCACCCAGUUCUCCUCCCUCGUAGUCAACCUCGCCUCUGUGGGCUGGCGUCCCUCGGGCCCUGCGCAACUGCAGCCGCUGGUGGACCGCUGCUACCCUCUCCUGCAGUACGAGCUGCGUGUGGACCGCGAUCGUUCAGGCAGAGCCACGGCGGCACCAGCGGUGGCGGCGCCGGCUGCGGCACCAGGGGCGGCUGCCGGUGCAGAUUCGACUGCGGCGGCUGGGGCGCCGCCCCAGCAGCAGCAGCAGCAGCAGCAGCAGCAGCAGAAUGCGGGGCAGCAGCGGUGGGGCCAGCAGCGGCGGUCUGAGCGGCCCGGCCCUGUGGAGCCCCAGGUGGCGAUCGACUGGCUCGUCAAUGUUGCCUGGGCCCUGGCACAGAUGGUCGCUGGCACAGGCGCCAGGCUGCCGCAGCAGUGGACGACCGCCGUGUUUGACAAGCUGCAGUACGUGCGGCGCUUCAUGCGGCCUGCUGAGCUGGCCAGCCUGGUGUCGAGCUGUGCCUACCUGGGGGCGCGGCCCUCCGACGCUACUAUGGCUUCCCUGCUGCGCGACCUGCAGAACAUGUACAGCGACGCGUCAGGCGACGACCUCGCCAAUUUCGCCAUGGCAAUGGCCCAGUUCCAGUACCGCCCUGCGGACCGAUUCCUGGACGACUUCCUCAUCACCCUGCGCAGGAAGCUGCCCAACACCAGCGCCACGGGGCUCAGCACUAUUGUUGCCGCGCUGCCAGCGCUCAGCAGCGGUGUCCGCCUGAACGAGGUCGUGGCUGAUGCGCAGGCGCGCUACGACGCCCUGGCCCAGCAGCAGCAGGCGGAGAUUGAGGCGUACCAGGCGGAGGGCGCCGAGAGCUACCAAGAUCCGCAGCAGGACCCCUCUGCAGCCCCUGAGGCGGUCACAGCCUAA
Monoraphidium neglectum is the source of this 1887-nucleotide messenger RNA. RefSeq lists its product as hypothetical. Lineage: Eukaryota; Viridiplantae; Chlorophyta; Chlorophyceae; Sphaeropleales; Selenastraceae. Gene Ontology annotation, molecular function: RNA binding. Gene Ontology annotation, cellular component: mitochondrial matrix; ribonucleoprotein granule. The transcript is spliced from 5 exons. Bases 1 to 1887 code for a protein of 628 amino acids. Gene Ontology annotation, biological process: regulation of mitochondrial mRNA stability; chloroplast rRNA processing; mitochondrial RNA processing. The record is from RefSeq and is a predicted model, not a curated record.